Rotaria sp. Silwood2 is the source of this 492-nucleotide messenger RNA. Lineage: Eukaryota; Metazoa; Rotifera; Eurotatoria; Philodinida; Philodinidae. The record is from the annotation of a GenBank genome assembly.
AUGUCCCUAGAACCAUCAAAACCACUUGACGAACCAACGAUAUCAACUGGUGAUACUAAAAAGGAUCGUGAAACAAAUAAAUGCAUGCAAAUUCUGUGCACACGUUCACUUUUAUGUAGUGCUAUUUAUUUUGCAUUGGCUUACUUCAUUCAAGGAAUAACAGAUAUUGCAUCUGGAUUUGUUAACUUACCGUUGCAAACUAUCUUAAAAGAUAGACUUCAUCUUUCACCAUCUCAAACGGGUACUUUUUUCUUUACUUGUACGAUAACUUGGUCUAUAAAACCACUCUAUGGAAUUCUUAGUGAUUUUGUACCAAUAUGUGGUUAUCAUCGACUUGUCUAUCUUCUGAUGACUACGGCACUUAAUUUAUGUGCAUGGAUUGCUCUUUAUUUUGUUCCAACAGAAUAUAAUUAUUUAAUAAUUUUCUGUGUUUUGGCAGCAUUUUCACUUGCAUUUAAUGAUGUUCUCAAUGACUAUGAAACAAUAAUUUGA